Messenger RNA from Trichomonas vaginalis G3, 1095 nucleotides. RefSeq names its product ankycorbin family. Lineage: Eukaryota; Parabasalia; Trichomonadida; Trichomonadidae. The coding region runs from base 1 to 1095 and encodes 364 amino acids. The transcript has a single exon. The record is from RefSeq and is a predicted model, not a curated record.
AUGUGGAAUCGCAACCAGCUAGGGAAUGGCUGGGGUACAACUGCAAGCAUUAAAAAGGAAGAAAGUGAUGAUUUAUCUGCUACUGUGCUAUCAUUAGCACGAAAGGCUUCACAAACAAGUUCUUCCAGAUUUAACAACAAUAACAAUUGUAUUAAAAAUAUAGUAUCUGCGUUAAACCUUGUCACAACUUUUGCAUAUUAUGAUACAUCAGAACCAAAACCUAAGGAUACUUCACAUUUUGGAUUUGGACAACGCGCCAACGAAAGAAGUUCACUCACUCUUUUUACAUUUUAUCCACCAGAAGACAUAAUGAACACGGAAUUACCAAAAAGUUUAGAACUGAUAAAUGAAGUUCAACAAAUGUUUUUGAAUUACGAUCGAAAUAACGAAGAACAGACACGUAAACUUGUUGAUUUCAUCGAAAAUCAUGUUUACACAGGUUUACGCGAAUUAUCAACAAACAUUUUUCUUCGACCACAAAAAGUCAAAGAUUACGUUCAUUUAUACUCAUUAUUAUCACGAAACAUUAAGAUUAUUUCAUGUCACAACUUUGUCUGCACACCAAUUUUUUCACAUUAUUUAAUCAAAGAAGGAAUCUGUUCGGAAUUCGAAGCAACCCAACUUUCAUCAUUGUUACCUAAUUCAGCAAACGAACACUACUUAAAUCUCUUUUCAGAGUUCAUUAAAUUUUCGAAUUGUGUAAAUCCAGAUGCGAAAGAUAUUGAAUUUAUUGACUCAUUUAUUGAUGAUAACAUCGACAAAUUUGUUGAACUCACAUCGAAAACGGAUUUUGAUUAUAAUGAAAAACUCUUCAAAAAUCGUCGUCCAAUUUCGUUGAUCAACUUAUCUGCAAUGUAUGGCGCAAUUAAAUGUUUCAAGUAUCUUUUAGUUCAUAAUCCAGACUUGGAAAUAUUUGUAAUUAUGCCGUUGUUGGUGGUAACACAGAAAUCAUCCGAAUUCUUAAACAAGCAGGUGUUGAUUUCAACGACACAUCAAUUGUUUCAUUAUACUUCCGUCGUGAUGAAUUAUUUGACUGGCUUCGUUCCGAAACAACCAAAGAAGUCAAUCAAAACCAAAACCAAAAUCAGAAUUUAA